This is a messenger RNA of Asparagus officinalis (garden asparagus), 1155 nucleotides long. Its product is annotated as putative glucan endo-1,3-beta-glucosidase GVI. Gene Ontology annotation, biological process: carbohydrate metabolic process. The coding region runs from base 1 to 1155 and encodes 384 amino acids. Lineage: Eukaryota; Viridiplantae; Streptophyta; Magnoliopsida; Asparagales; Asparagaceae. The transcript is spliced from 2 exons. Gene Ontology annotation, cellular component: plasma membrane. Gene Ontology annotation, molecular function: hydrolase activity, hydrolyzing O-glycosyl compounds. The record is from RefSeq and is a predicted model, not a curated record.
AUGACUUCCUCCUCUGAUUAUGAAGGGAAAAAAUCAAUUCUCGAUCUUGAAAUGAGUCCUACUACAAGAGCUAUAGCUACUCCUACUCCUAACGAUGUUGGUCCCAACUCCGAUGGUGACGAUUCUGUACCAAGAGCUCCUAAAAUGCCAAGAUCUGAUGUGUGGAAUUUUUUUAAGAAGAUAAACGUUACCAGGAAUGAACACGGAAGCAUAGGGGUUUGCUUUGGGAUGCUAGGGGACAAUCUACCAUCCCCAGCCGACGUUGUUGCUCUCUACAAGAAAAACAAUAUAAACUCAAUGAGAAUUUUCAACCCUGAUCCAGCAGUACUAAAUGCUUUGCAACAGAGUGGAAUUAAUCUGGCCAUAGGCACAACAAACGGAGACAUUCCCAAUCUAGCAGUGAGCCCAAAUGCGGCACUUCAGUGGGUGAAUACCAACAUUGUCCCUUACCCAGAUGUAAAGUUUCAGUAUCUUACAGUUGGUAACGAGGCUAUCCCUGGAGAAAAUGCUCAAUACAUAGCUCCAGCUAUGAAAAACCUCCGAGAUGCACUUAACUCGCUGCAAUUGGGUGCUAUAAGCGUGACAACUGUAGUUCCCAGCACUGUACUUGGCACAUCCUACCCUCCCUCUGCAGGCUCCUUCUCAAGUGAAACCAUUAGCGACAUGACCAAUAUCAUAUCGUACUUAGCCACUUAUGAGCCUGAGAACCCCAAGCGCACUCUCAUGGUUAAUGUGUAUCCUUAUUUUGCAUAUGUGGCAGACCCAGUUCAUGUUUCAUUAAAUUUUGCGCAAUUUACCGCCACAGCCCCAGCUUUUAAUGAUACAGGCUUACAAUAUUGGAAUCUAUUUGAUGCUAUGGUGGAUAGUUUCUAUUCAGCUAUGGAGAGAGUUGGAGGGACAAAUGUUGCAAUAGCAAUAUCUGAGAGCGGUUGGCCUUCAGCUGGCAAUGGAGAGUUUACGACAACUGCUCUAGCUCAGACGUAUAAUUCGAACCUCAUGAAUCACGUUGCUAAGGGUGGAACUCCGAAGAGGCCUACUGAUUUGCUGGAUUCCUUCUUGUUUGCGAUGUUUAAUGAGGAUCAAAAGCAACCGGGAGUUGAGCAAAAUUUUGGUUUAUUCUACCCAAACGAGCAGCCUGUUUAUCCUUUAUUUUAG